This is a messenger RNA of Galendromus occidentalis (western predatory mite), 1142 nucleotides long. Its product is annotated as retinol dehydrogenase 14. Lineage: Eukaryota; Metazoa; Arthropoda; Arachnida; Mesostigmata; Phytoseiidae. The coding region runs from base 400 to 966 and encodes 188 amino acids. The record is from RefSeq and is a predicted model, not a curated record. The transcript has 4 exons.
ACAACGCAGUAACGAUAGUGGACUUUCUGCAUCAAGCUGAAGCAGAGAAGAUAAUCCAGGCUCUCGGAGAUACCUCGAAAGGUUUGUGCUCAUCAUUCAUCAUUCCUAGUCAUUCUAGGACCUCAAUCGAUUAUCCAGACCUUCAAUUCCUUCUACUAUGGCAGAAAAUGCUCGUGGAGACUCAUAGAAGGGGUGAUAUUCCUUCCAGUCAAGUAUUAUCGGGUGGACCUGCGCGACCUACCGCAAGUGGCUCGUUUUUGUCAGGAGUUGAAAAGUUCCAGUGCGCGUGUCGAUAUACUUUUUUUAAUGGUUUGUUCCCCCUAGAUCAUCCUCAGAAUCUAUGACAAUCGCUCUGAAAAUUUUCACUGACCGGACACGCUCGGGGUUCUAGCGGGAAUUAUGCACGUGCCGUACGAAUUGUGCGGCGGAUUCGAGUCUCAGUUCGUGGUAUCGUAUCUCUCCCAUUGUCUGAUACUCAGCGAACUGUAUUCCGUGCUGCCGGCCAGCUCCCGAAUUGUCUUCGCGAGCUCCGUGUGUCAUAAGCCGGGCUACAUAAAUCUCAAGGAUCUACACGGAAAGCAGGCGUACUCCGCACACCUUGCUUAUUGCCAAGCGAAACUAUGUCAGGUGCUUCUCGCGAAGUACCUUUCUUCUAAAAUGAGCAUCAACACAGUACACCCAGGCGUGGUAGACACGGGGCUCUACCGUCAUGUUUUCAUAAAGAACAUCCUCGCACCGAUUAGCAUCAUGAACACUACCGAAGCUGCCUUAUGCCCGACGUAUGCUCUCUUGAGUGAGGAGAUGAAUGGGAAAUCAGGAGAAUAUCUGGAGUUCUGUAGAACGGUCAGAGCGACUGAGAAAUCAUUCGACGAGAAAACGCAACGCAAACUAUUUGAAAGCACAGUCGAACUCUUGAAGCCAUACACGAACUUCGCCAAACUCGAUGUGUCCUCAUCUGUCAGCUAAGAACCCACUCAUCGUCCGGCACGGUCGCUUCUGUCCCAGAACUCAUUGCCGCCCAUUGCUCAUGCUGACAUUCUAUGCGGGGGGUCAUGGGAAUUCUCUAGAUAUUCGAGUAAGCCUGUCCAUACUUUUCAUGACGAACAGAGAAUAAUGCUGACAUGUAUGCCCUGUGGGUGUUU